AUGUCGUCCUCGGCGCCUCGCGGCGGCGAGCGCAUGAUCCAUCAGGAUUUCAUUGCCAGGAUCCGAUACUCCAACGCCCUCCCGCCGCCUCCCAACCCUCCCAAGCUCCUCGACAUCCCAAACACCGGCCUGGCUAGCGGCCAAUACACAACGCCGGGAUUUGCGUCACGUCUGGCGAGAGAACAGCCGCUCAACAUUGAGGUUGAUGCGGAGCUCGGCAUGCCCCUGGACCUGGUGGGCAUGCCGGGGAUCUUUGACGGAGACGAGAGCUCUAUUCAAGCCUCCUCGCAUCCGCCUGCCGUCCAUCCUCACGAUAGAGCCCUCCUGAGACCACUGUCUACCCUUGGCCGAGCUAAGAGCAACGCCGACGCAUCAGUCUCCUUCCUGAGAAGAACAGAAUACAUUUCCUCCGUAGCACCCAGAAAGGCUGGGGUUGCCGCGGGAGCGUUCAUCAACCCCAAGAUCAAGCGCGCAGAGAAGCGUCGUUCACCCGAGCCGGACAAAGACUCACCGGCUGCCAUCAGACGCAAGAUCGAGAAGAGCUUCGAGAGCGCCGAGCGCUUCCUCAGCAACCCGACCCGCCAUCGCCACCCGAGCAAACCAAACGUUCAUCUCACGCAGUCUCUGCCGCUGCUCCCCGAUCACGACGCCUUCCCCGACUCAGGCGCCUACGUCACCGUCAAGCUCCUCACGAACCCCGUGGCCAGCGCCAACAAGUACGACAGCCGCCUGCUCAGCGGUCUGCUCCGCCCGCUCGACAGGAGCCCCGAGGAGAACGAGGCCUUCCAGGCCGCUGUCGAGGCCCAUGAGCGCGAUCCUGCACGCAACCCUAAGCCCGCCAACCUUAUGGACUACAGCUUCUUCCUCCCCAAGACCAAGAUGACGGGCGAUAACUUCCGAGCAAAGUUUGACCCGGAGAACCCUGACCGCGACGACGAGGAGCUCUACACGUACCAGAGCGGCUCCAACCCCUGCUUCCAGUUCUCCCGUCUGCGUGCCUACGAGACCACCAAGGAGAUUGAGCUGGACCACAACACAAAGUACAGCGAAGAGGUCAUUCUCGCCUUCAACGACGAGCCCUCGGCGGGCGGCAGGCCCAAGGCGGCGUACUACUACCCGGUCAUCCAGCGCACGACCAUCCGUCCUCAGCGCGCCAAAAAUAUUGCUCGUACCCUUAGUCAAGUGGACGACGAGACGCAGGUUGUCAACGAAGUGGAGAUCUCCAUUACCGAUCCAAAGGGCCCCCCCGCCGAGAACAUGAAGCGGUACAAGGAGAAGCCCAUUGGCUAUGUCGAGGAGGCCGAGCCGGCUGACGAGACUCGUGUGCCUGGCACACCCUCGGACCGGGACGCUGAUGGCGAUGCUGAUGGGGAUGAGGAGGAUGAGGAUUGA
Messenger RNA from Colletotrichum godetiae, 1392 nucleotides. Its product is annotated as RNA polymerase II-associated. The record is from RefSeq and is a predicted model, not a curated record. Gene Ontology annotation, biological process: transcription elongation by RNA polymerase II. Gene Ontology annotation, molecular function: chromatin binding; RNA polymerase II complex binding. The transcript is spliced from 2 exons. Gene Ontology annotation, cellular component: Cdc73/Paf1 complex. Lineage: Eukaryota; Fungi; Ascomycota; Sordariomycetes; Glomerellales; Glomerellaceae. The coding region runs from base 1 to 1392 and encodes 463 amino acids.